AGUGCUUUCAGCCUUCCACAGAUGUUACUAGGUACUUGCUGCCUCGUCGAUUUUUUGUUGAUUGAGCUCCGCCUAUCUAUCAUAUCGAAGCUUGGACGUUGACUUCACACGCAUUUUUACGGCGACUCUGACCUCAAAGGCCAUCUUUAAGGUCAUUCUUAUUUUGCUCUACGUAGAAGAGAUUUUUUAUAGACAUUCGCGGAGCUCCAUUGGAGCUAAUCGUCGCAAAGAUGUCGAACAAGCAAGGCAAAAUGGCCGGUUACAUCAACUACCGAAUGAGGGUCACGCUGAUGGACGGUCGCCAGAUGACAGGACAAAUGCUGGCUUUUGACAAGCACAUGAACCUCGUCCUAGCCGAUACCGAAGAAUUUCGACGUGUAAAGCGAAAGCAGACAAAGCCUACCGCACCCGGCGCAUCUAGCUCAGCCGCAACCCAAACGAUCGAGACGGAAGAGAAGCGUACUCUGGGAUUGACAAUCCUCCGAGGUGCUCAUAUUGUAUCUCUCUCCGUUGAGUCUGCACCGCCGGCCGAUCCUAGCACACGACUUGGGAAGAGUACCCCGAGCGGUCUACCCACUGGUUUAGCCUCCGGUCCGGGUGUCGCUCGUCCUGCCGGGCGCGGUGCGGCUCCUUCAUCUCUUGCUGGUCCAGCGGCUGGCGUUGGAGGUAGUGCUCCUCCCCCCUUCCCUCAAUUCGGUGGAGCUCCUGGGUUCGGACCUGGCAGAGGUGGCCCUCCUGCACCCGGAUUUCCUCCUGGUGGAUUCCCUCCGCCAGGCUUUCCUCAGAACACCCAAUUCCCACCCCCUGGCUUCAAUCCUGCCGGUGGACCCCCCCCUGGAUUCAAUCCUCCGCCGCGAAGAUAAUUGUAGAGGGGGGCACAGUUUUAAGGAGGCGGAUAUAGCAAUUGCUGAAAGAAUGAAGUCCUUUUUGAGUGACGAAUGGGGAUACCAUUGGCGUUUGGGGUGGUAGCUGAAAACUAUGGAUAACACCUGAAAAUUGGUGAAAAUUGCAUUCCGUACUUUACAUAGGUCGGAAGCCCACGAAUACAGCACCGCAUGAAUCUCAAAAUAAUACAUCCAAAUAUUGCUAAUGUCGCUACUAUAAAUUGCCUAGAGGCAGUACAUAGGAUGGUAAUCCGUUGCCAAUUAUAGAAAUUGGUUGUUGG
Molecule: messenger RNA, 1165 nt
Organism: Hypoxylon trugodes
Lineage: Eukaryota; Fungi; Ascomycota; Sordariomycetes; Xylariales; Hypoxylaceae
Product: Sm-like ribonucleoprotein
Exons: 6
Coding region: 231-863 (210 amino acids)
Biological process (GO): mRNA splicing, via spliceosome
Cellular component (GO): U1 snRNP; cytoplasm; U4/U6 x U5 tri-snRNP complex
Molecular function (GO): RNA binding
Source: RefSeq, a predicted model, not a curated record